AAAAUUUAAAAAUUACUUAAGUGUUCCGCGUGUCUUUCCACUCCAAAUAGCCGGCAAAUUAUUCCGGAAUAUCUUCGCCCAGCAGGCGGUAUAAAUCCAUAAAGCGAAGAGGUCGACGCGAUAGUGCUUAUCGGUUAUCGCUUUGGGGGCGAAAAAUUACGUACAAGUGUCGUUAAACUUUGGAUAUGCAAACAAACUACUGAUACACUUAAUGGCAAUAGCACAGCCAACACUACCAACAACACAGCCCCAUGAAUAACCGCUUAACGAGAGCGCUGCCCAAAUAUUUGCCCGGCCAUAAAGCGUGUGACAAUCCAAGAAGCUAGCGAUGACGAUUGCAGCUCCACCGAAGGUUUUUGGUUUCCUCGUGGAAAACAUGUUUAUGCAUAUGAAAGCCGCCGCCACCGGCAAAGUUUGAUAAAGCGUCGUCGGCGAGAUUAUGCUGGAGAAUAUAUAAAUCCCGGCCGGGCCAGAACACAGCACAGUUCAAAUCCAGCCCUACAACUAAGAGGCAAUUGAAAUCCAAAGGAAAACAAAGAGCAACAAUGAGCCAACAAGUGUUUAUAGUCCUAGCUUUGGCCUUAACCGCCUGCCAGGCACAUCCCUAUGUGUCCUACGACGAUGUUGAUGACACGGAGGUCAUCGAGCUGCCCGGCAACGGCAUCGAGGAGGCACCACCCACUCUCGGCAAGGACAUCAUCGAUCUCACCCCGCUGGGAACGGCUCUAUUCGGCAAACCGGAUGAGGAGCAGACGGCCAGUCGAGUGGGCAACUUCAGUGCCGAUGCGGAUGAUAUGAAUCCGGAGGAGCUGGGCAGCUACCUGGAGGGCGAUAUGCUGGUGCCGCAAACGGAUCUGAUCAUGAAGAACGGCCUGCCCACCCAAUCCUCCCGUUGGCCCAAUGGCGUGGUACCCUACGAGAUCCGUGGCAGCUUCAAUGCCCGGGACAUGGCCACCAUCGAGAAUGCCAUCGCGGAGUACCAUCGUCGCACCUGCAUACGGUUUGUGAGGCGCAGCUCGGAGCGGGACUACAUCUCCAUUCGGGGCGACAACUCCGGCUGCUGGUCGUCGGUGGGUCGAGUGGGUGGCAAGCAGGAGGUGAAUCUGCAAUCGCCCGGCUGCCUCAGUCGUCCCGGAACCGCCAUGCAUGAGCUGAUGCACGCCUUGGGCUUCCUGCACGAACAGAAUCGCAUGGAGCGCGAUGGCUACGUGGCCAUCCAGUACAAUAAUGUCCAGUCCUCGGCCAUGAACAACUUCGAGAAGGCCGCUCGCACCGAGGCCUUUGGAGUGCCCUACGACUACGACAGCGUGAUGCACUACUCCAAGAACGCCUUCUCCAUCAACGGACAGCCCACCAUUGUGGCCAUGCAAGCCAAUGGAGCCGAAAAGAUGGGCCAGAGGAAUGGCUUCUCGGACCUUGACAUCCAGAAGCUGAACCGCAUGUACGAUUGUGGAACUGUGAAUGCUGUUCCGGUGUCUCCGGGUUUCCCUGCUCCUGCUCCGGUUCCGGCUCCUGCACCUGGCGCCAUUGCUGGCAGUGGCAAUCCCAUCGUGGACAGCUUCCUCGGCGGACUGAUCAGCGGGCUGGGCCUGGGAGAUGAGAAAAAGGAGACAAGCUCUUAAAAAGAACUUGGCCGCAGAAACUACUAGCUCGUACGAUCGAUCACCCACGCUCGAAAAUAUUUAAAGCAUCCCUCACAUACCAACAAACAACUAGCACCAAUAUUUGAAUCUCUAGCUUAGUCAUUAACUAAUAAAAUCUAGCAUCAAUUGAAACAA
Drosophila gunungcola (fruit fly) is the source of this 1778-nucleotide messenger RNA. Its product is annotated as hatching enzyme 1.2. The coding region runs from base 546 to 1622 and encodes 358 amino acids. The record is from RefSeq and is a predicted model, not a curated record. Gene Ontology annotation, biological process: proteolysis. The transcript is spliced from 2 exons. Gene Ontology annotation, molecular function: metalloendopeptidase activity; zinc ion binding. Lineage: Eukaryota; Metazoa; Arthropoda; Insecta; Diptera; Drosophilidae.